Molecule: messenger RNA, 438 nt
Organism: Desarmillaria tabescens
Lineage: Eukaryota; Fungi; Basidiomycota; Agaricomycetes; Agaricales; Physalacriaceae
Exons: 2
Biological process (GO): telomere maintenance; DNA repair
Molecular function (GO): DNA helicase activity
Source: RefSeq, a predicted model, not a curated record
AUGGUUGGUUCGAAGAUGUUGGUACAGAUUUCUGCAGCGUUAUGUGAAGCAAAGGAAGAUAAUGGCAUUUUUGGUGGUAUCAACAUAAUUUUUGCGGGUGGCUUUGCGCAACUUUCUCCUGUUGGAGAUAGUCGAAUUUUCAGUCGUGUCAAGAACAGAAGUUCGAGGGCAGAUUCUGUUCAAAAACACGUACUGGGGAAACUGCUGUGGUUCUCGGUCAAUGUGGUUGUAAUUCUGCACAAAGUUAUGAGACAGGAAGGCACUGAAAAUGCUGACUUUACUGGCAAGUGUGUUAAACUGGAUUGGAACUCAGAAGAAUGGGAGAACGCACCUUUGAUAGUGUCAGAAAAUGCAGUUAAAGACGCAUAUAAUGAUCGAGCUGCUCGAAGUUUUGCAGAUCGCACUGGAAGACAAUUGCACUAUUAUUACUCUGUAGAC